UCGCGAGGUUUUCCGUCGAUGUUCCGAUGGACCUCUAAUUUUUGGUUUUGAUUUUCACCGUUUCGGUUUUUAAAUUAUCGUUUCUUUAAAAGAUGAACACGAACUAUACAUUUCCCAUUGUGACAGAGUGUGUCGAGUGAUCGUACAAAUUGAUUCGAUAGUUUGCAUCGUACGUAAGAAAAACUUAGACGCGAUAUUGAUUUUAAAGGAAAAAACUCUAUACGAGACGACGGCAACUAAACUAUAAAUAAUUAAAGUGGUGCAAGAUGAAUCGGUUUGGGAGCUUGAAGCUACCGCCUUUGAGUGCCGCCGUCAACGUGGCCAAUCAACUGAAAAGGCAAAUCGUUCCGGAAAAACCUCAGGAUCAACCUCGUCACACCGAGAGAGUUCAUUUCGCCCAAGUCAAUCAUGCAUCGCACGGAGGCGUCGGAGACGAACAUCACGAAUUAUCCAAUAUACAAAUGAAUAAUCCCAACAAUCCGUUUUUGCAGAUGAGGGAAAAUAGUGUCCAACAAGAAGAAAGCAAAUUCGGUAAUGAAACAGGUAUCACGAAGCAACAGAGCAGGAUGUCAUCUGAUUUUUCCGAAGGCUCUGAUUUUGUUGAGGGUAAAAGCGAGGUCAAAAUUAACGAAUAUCAGGCCGCGUGGAAUGUUACUAAUGCGAUCCAGGGUAUGUUUAUCGUGUCCCUUCCAUUUGCCGUUAUGAGAGGCGGAUACUGGGCUAUAGCCGCGAUGAUUGGGGUAGCUUAUAUCUGUUGCUAUACUGGAAAAAUUCUGGUCGAAUGUCUUUACGAGUUUGAUGUCCAAACAGGAAGGAUGAUGAGGGUGCGAGAUUCCUACGUCGGAAUAGCAAAAGAGUGUUUUGGCAAGAAAUAUGGUGCCAAGGUGGUCAGUAUUGCCCAGAUAAUAGAACUACUUAUGACUUGUAUACUUUACGUUGUCGUGUGCGGAGAUUUGAUGAUCGGAACUUUUCCAGAGGGCGCCAUUGACACUAGAUCGUGGAUGAUGGUGAUAGGAAUUUUGUUGUUGCCAUUAGGGUUUCUCAAGUCACUGAAGAGCGUCAGUUUGCUGUCGUUUUGGUGUACAAUGUCGCACAUCCUCAUAAACGUCAUUAUCUUGGGCUACUGCCUCCUUCACAUUGGGGAAUGGGGUUGGGGCAGCGUCAAAUGGACAUUGGAUUUGGAGAACUUUCCAAUAAGUUUGGGAGUAAUCGUAUUUUCUUAUACUUCGCAAAUAUUUUUACCAACUCUCGAAGGAAACAUGGAAGAUCCUUCGAAGUUCGAAUGGAUGUUGGAUUGGUCUCAUGUAUGGGCGGCCGUUUUUAAAGCUCUCUUCGGUUACGUUUGUUUUUUAACAUUUCAAAAUGAUACUCAACAAGUUAUUACAAACAACUUGGAUUCUGCCGGAUUUAAGGGAUUGGUAAAUACAUGUUUAGUAGUCAAGGCUCUUCUGAGCUACCCGCUGCCCUAUUACGCCGCGUGUGAGUUGCUGGAACGUUCAUUUUUCAGAGGUAAGCCGAAAUCCCGAUUUCCCUCAAUCUGGGAUACAGAGGGCGAUUUAAAAGUUUGGGGUUUAGGGUGGAGGGUCGGCGUUGUAAUAUUUACAAUAUUGAUGGCUUGUUUUAUACCACAUUUUCAGAUAUUAAUGGGAUUUAUAGGAAGUUUUACCGGCACCAUGCUUAGCUUUAUUUGGCCGUGUUAUUUCCAUCUCAAAUUGAAAGGCAAAUAUUUGGAAAGGAAGUCCGUAAUUUUUGACUAUUUCAUUAUAUACUUGGGGUGCAUUUUUGGAAUCAUAGGCAUUUACGAUUCGGGAAGGGCCUUGAUUAAAGCCUUCCAAAUAGGUCUUCCAUUUUAAAGUGAUAAUGUUAUUUUAAGGGUAACUUUUUUUUAUAUGUAUUAAAAUUACACUCGGUGUUCAAAUUAGUCCGCGGCUGCUGUAAAAUUACUAGUAGCAAUUCGUAUAUACGAAAGUAAAAGUGUCGACGACAUAGCGACAAUAAUAUUCAAUGGAUUUUUGUCCGACAUGCAACCGAUGUUGUUGCUUGCAGCAAAUCGUAGUUUAAUCAGGGGGGUAUUUAAUAAGUGUCCGAAUAUUUCACAGGCUGAUUUCCCACGCAUUUUUUUAAUUAAAAAAAUAAUGCCGAAUUUCUUACAUUUCCUACAUCUCUUUUCUCACUUUCAAAUGACUUUUUUAUGCCCUUGGUAAAAAAAAUGUCUUCCUAUGAUGGUCGCUAAGAGCAACCAUUUUUGACAAAAAAAGUGAAACAAUUUUCUAAAAUAACUUUUUUUUAUCUAUAUAGAUUAUUUUCAAACGUCCUAUUUUAGACCACAGCUGGAAAUAUCGGACACUUAUUAAAUAACAUCCAGUAUACCACAUACUUUUAAGACAGACGCGUUAAAACAUAUCCUUUACACAGUUAUAUUCAUUAGUGUAAUUCGGGUUAGAUGAGGUAGACGAAUAAGGUAGUUCUUAAAUUGAUGAAAAUGGUUUAUAGCAGCAAAAUAAUUUAUGUAUCUAGUACUAUUUAGUUUUGCUAUUAUUUAUUUUUGCUGUCGAUGUACCCAUAUAUUUUUUAACACAAAAAUAAUUCCAAAACUCUUGACAAACAUUUUUUCUUGAUUACUUUGGUCGAUAUGGAUUUUGUGUUUCUUAUCCGAUAAGUGUGUUAUUCAUUCUUUUACACCGAAAAAAUUUUUGUGUUUUUAAUUUUUUCUCCAUUGGCUAUUGGCUAAUAAAAUAUGAAAUGUAUUUAUUUACUUCUUCAUUAAAUGUCAAAAGUAGAGUGGUGGUCGGAACACUGUGGAGAAAGCCAGAUUACAAGUGUUAUUUACAAUAUUUUACUAUUAAAAUUCAGUGCCUAUAUUUUUUAAUAUUCUAGUACACAAAAAGUUAAAAAGAAAAAUUUUAAGAAAUGUAAAAGUCAAACCACAUAUUCCCUUCAAUCACACUAGUUUACUAGUAAUAUGACCUAGUUCUCUCGUCACUGACUUUAUUAAUCUAAACGUCAUUUCAUAAUUCGGUUGUCUAAGGGCAUUUUGUGAUGCUAAAAAAUCCAUUUUCAGAAUUCAAUGCAGAGCCACUUUACCUUAACUUAGGUAGCAAUAAAUAUUAGUAGUUAGGGUGUAACCCAGACAAAGAUGAUUUACACUUAGUUUAAAGGCAAAAAGCAAAAGUCAACGAAGUCUUCCAUUACCAACAGUAAUUAUUAUAAUGUACAAGUAUUUUGACUAUUUUUGUGAGGGUACAAAUAACAGUUUUGCAUUGUUCAGAAUUUCUCCGUUCGGGGGCGAGAUUUUCAAUAUCGCAAGAACGUUAAAAUCUGCCAAUCGAGAGUUUGCUUAAGAUAUUUUAGUUUAAUUAAUUUUUGAUAAUAUUGAAAUUAAAGUUUCUACCAAGAAAAAUAGGACCAUAAGUCCAUAUCUGUCUGUUUCAAAAAGUUAUACAAGUAACGUCACUUGAAUUUUUUGACAGAAGUUUAAGCGAAUAUUGAAAUUCAGAGUUGCUCUUGAAACAAAUUUUUCAGCUAGUCCAGUUUGUUGAUGAAAACAGUUAACUUUAACGCGACUGAAGUGUAAAUAUAGUUCUGAAAAUUAAAAUAAAAGUUCAAAAAGUAACAACAAAUAAUUUUCAAAAAAUUAGAGUUUUCAUGUUGAGAAAUAAAAUGACACUGGACCUAUUUUUAUAAUGUAUUGAUUCUCCAUUCUAAAUGACCAUAUUAAAAGUUGUAGUUCGAUAUUUGUUAGUUUGCUUAAUAGUUUCAUUGGUCAAUGCAGCAAUGAACAUCUUAACGCAUAAACACUGUAAUUUGUAAAUGUGUUUUUAGUGAAUAUUGUCAAACUCAUGAGGAGAGUUGCUCACACAUUUAGUAUAGUCAACUGCAGCUUAAAUUAAUAGAAUACAGAUUCACUUUCUGAUUAAUUUCCUUUAACAAUCUUUGCAUCAGUUUUGCGUAAUUGUUGGACUUUAAUUCAGGAAUUUAUAGGUAAUAUGUAAACUAAAAUUUGCAAUUUUGCUUUAGAAGUGGUUAAAUAAGAAAUCCAAUUAUCAGGAAGUGAAUUCUUUGAUGUUAUUUCAUAUCUGAAAACGAGUCUUCCAGAUGAAAAAUAAGUCUUCCAAAUAUAUCUACGUCUUCCAUUUAGUAUAUAAGUAUAAGAAAAUUGUCUUCUAAACGCGAAAAAAUUGAGGAGGAGAGUCUUGAACACGUAAAAUGUUCGCAUGCGCAAAGAAAUGUGAAAAGUUUUCAGUAAUUUGCACUGUAAAUAUGUGAAUUUAAUGCUCACAUCUUAGCUGAGACGAAUAUAAUCACGUAGCGUGAUCAAGACUUUUCGCUUUCGUAACAAGGAUAUUCGUUUCUGUGAGUAUAAGGUUAAACAUGUAUGUUCUCUCGAUGUGUACAAUAAAGUGUUUAUGUAAAAAUUACGUAUAAACUUGUUACAAAUUGUUACUAUAUGUAGAGUUAAAGAAAAAUGUAACUGUAAUAAUGCUUUACGUUCAGAAACAUCCGACAGUUAAUAAUAUUCCAUUGUUAUUGUGUUAUCCUUGAUUGUGAAUUAUUGCAGAUUUUAAGUUAUUUAUUUUAUGAACUGAAUGAAUAAACCAAAAAGCAUUCUA
Messenger RNA from Cylas formicarius (sweet potato weevil), 4610 nucleotides. It is a transcript of the gene VGAT, whose product is annotated as vesicular inhibitory amino acid transporter. Gene Ontology annotation, biological process: amino acid transmembrane transport. The record is from RefSeq and is a predicted model, not a curated record. Gene Ontology annotation, cellular component: vacuolar membrane. The transcript is spliced from 4 exons. Gene Ontology annotation, molecular function: amino acid transmembrane transporter activity. Lineage: Eukaryota; Metazoa; Arthropoda; Insecta; Coleoptera; Brentidae. The coding region runs from base 267 to 1853 and encodes 528 amino acids.